AUGGCCUUCUGCUACAACUCAUCAUCAACUUCUCAUUUUCUUUCUUCAUUCUUCUUCUUCAUUUUAUUCAUCAUAACAUUACUGCAUUUUCCUAGCCCAAUAAGUUCAAUCUCCUUCGACUUCUCAAAUUUCACAGCCAAUGAUCCUCGAAUACGUUUAGAAAAUGAUUUUGUUCUAGCAGGUAAUGUCAUAACUCUUAACGGAAAUGUUGGCCGUGCAACUUACUCGAAACCUAUCCAACUUUGGGAUUCAAGCACUGGGAGGCUAACGGAUUUUGAAACUCACUUCUCCUUCGUAAUAAAGUCUAUCGAUAAUAACUUUUGCGACGGUAUCACUUUCUUCCUCUCCCCUUUCGAGUCGAGUAUUCCUCCAAAUUCUGGUGGUGGAUAUCUUGGCUUAAUGAGUAUGGAAGUGGCUGAAAAACACUUUAUGAAAAAUCAAAUAGUUGCAGUGGAGUUUGACACUUUUAAGAACCCGUGGGAUCCAAGUGCUGACCAUGUGGGCAUCGACGUUAACUCGAUAACAUCUGCGGCUAAUGUGUCUCUAGAAAGUGGGAGUAUGAAAGAUGGAAGAACGGCUUAUGCACAGGUUACUUAUGACGCAGCUACCAAAAAUCUAAGUGUAUUUCUAAGUUACAAUAAUCCUCUUUUCAACAAUUCUAUUGUGAAUCAUAUUGUUGAUCUAAGCAAGGUUCUACCGGAGCAAAUUAGUGUCGGAUUUUCAGCUUCCGUGCAUGACAGUUCUAAUGGCCAGUACAACAUUCAUUCCUGGCGAUUCAAUUCCACUUUGGAAUAUGUUGGAAAGGAAACAAGUAAAUCCUUCAAAAAAAGAAGAAGAUUGGUGGUUGUGCAAGAAGUUCUUAUAGUUGUUGUUGUGGGUAUUUUUUGUUUUGGGCUUGGUUUUGCUUCACAUUUCUUGUGGAAGAAGAGGAGUAGCUCAAGGAAGAAUAGUAAUCAUGACGACAAUGUAAAUCCUGAUGUGUUGAUGAACAAUGAAUUUGAGAAAAAAAAGGGACCUAAGAGGUUCUCGUAUAAAGAACUGGUUGAUGCAACUAGUAACUUUGAUGAGGGAGGGAAACUUGGAGAGGGGGGAUUCGGGGGUGUUUAUAAAGGGUUUUUGAGUGGCAUGGAUGUCGCCAUUAAGAAGAUAUCUGGGGGAUCACAACAGGGAAAAAAAGAAUAUGAAUCAGAAGUAAGGAUUAUAAGCCAGUUACGUCAUAGAAAUUUGGUUAAACUCAUUGGUUGGUACCACGAAGAAAAUGAAUUGCUUCUCGUUUACGAAUUGAUGCCAAACAGAAGCCUCGAUAAACAUUUAUUUCGAGGUGCAAAUGUUCUCCCUUGGGAUGUCAGAUAUAAAAUAGCCAUUGGGUUAGCUUCUGCAUUACUAUAUUUACAUGAAGAAUGGGAACAAUGUGUAGUUCACAGAGAUAUUAAAUCAAGUAAUAUAAUGUUGGAUUCGGAUUUUAAUGCUAAACUCGGUGAUUUCGGUCUAGCAAGGCUUAUUGAUCCUGACCGGAGUUGUAAAACAACGGUUAGCGCCGGCACCAUGAAUUAUGUAGCACCAGAAUGUUUAAGAACGGGUAAGACAAGUAAAAGAUCCGAUGUUUUUAGUUUCGGGAUCGUUGCACUAGAAAUUGCUUGUGGGAGAAAGCCGGUGGAUGUAAUUGUGGGAGUUUCACUGGUAGAGUGGGUUCGCGAACUGUACGAAAGGGGAGACAUCAAUGGAGCAGCCGAUGAGAGACUACAUUUGAAUUUUGAUGUACAUCAGAUGAAAAGUUUAAUGGCUAUAGGUCUAUGGUGUGCUCAUUCUGAUCCUUAUGCUAGACCUUCCAUCAGGCAAGUGAAUAAUUUUCUCAGAUUAGAAUCUCCAGUGCCGAAUCUUCCCUCAGACCUUCCUACUCAAGGUCAUCGUACACAUCGAUGA
Papaver somniferum (opium poppy) is the source of this 1923-nucleotide messenger RNA. Its product is annotated as L-type lectin-domain containing receptor kinase IX.1-like. Lineage: Eukaryota; Viridiplantae; Streptophyta; Magnoliopsida; Ranunculales; Papaveraceae. Gene Ontology annotation, molecular function: protein kinase activity; ATP binding; carbohydrate binding. The transcript has a single exon. Gene Ontology annotation, biological process: protein phosphorylation. Gene Ontology annotation, cellular component: plasma membrane. The coding region runs from base 1 to 1923 and encodes 640 amino acids. The record is from RefSeq and is a predicted model, not a curated record.